Molecule: messenger RNA, 1343 nt
Organism: Spinacia oleracea (spinach)
Lineage: Eukaryota; Viridiplantae; Streptophyta; Magnoliopsida; Caryophyllales; Amaranthaceae
Source: RefSeq, a predicted model, not a curated record
GAGGAAAGGCAUGAAACAUCGCAAACAUAGCACAAGCACAACAGGGUCAACAGCUCGAAGCACGCCGCUGAAGUUGCGCAGCCUGCUAUAAAGCUUCUCGCACAUUUGUUCCACUCCCACGCACUUACCAAUCCGAACAAACUCACUUACCGAACUCUGAACAAAAUCACCCAAAUUCACCCAUUUCAAUGGCUUCAUUUGCAGCUUCUCAAACUUGUUUCCUGACAACAAACCCCACUUGUUUAAAACCCAAUUCCCCUCAAAAAUCUUCCACAUUUCUUCCAUUUUCUGCCCCUCUUUCUUCCUCGUCAUCUUUCCCUGGUUGUGGGUUGGUUCAUGUUGCAUCAAACAAGAAAAAUCGUGCUUCGUUUGUAGUGACCAAUGCUGUUAGGGAGCUUGAAGGUUAUGUCACUAAAGCCCAGAGUUUCAGAUUUGCCAUUGUUGUGGCUAGGUUCAACGAAUUUGUGACAAGACGACUAAUGGAAGGAGCUCUUGACACUUUCAAGAAAUACUCUGUCAAUGAAGAUAUUGAUGUUGUUUGGGUUCCUGGUGCUUAUGAGCUAGGUGUUACUGCACAAGCACUUGGGAAAUCAGGAAAAUAUCAUGCUAUUGUUUGUCUUGGAGCUGUGGUAAAAGGUGAUACUUCACACUAUGAUGCUGUCGUUAAUUCUGCUUCCUCUGGAGUACUGUCAGCUGGAUUAAAUUCAGGAGUACCUUGUGUCUUUGGUGUCCUUACCUGUGAUAACAUGGAUCAGGCCAUAAAUCGAGCUGGCGGGAAAGCGGGUAAUAAAGGAGCCGAGUCAGCGCUAACAGCUAUUGAAAUGGCUUCGCUUUUCGAACAUCAUUUGAAGGCCUAACUUCAGUCUGAUUGAAGUAAAAGGUAGUCCCCCUGUUCAUUGAGCACUUCAAGAUUGCCUAAUUUUCUGAGAAUGAGCAUGGGGAAAGAAAGAGGGAGGGGGUUUCAGGAACUGAGAGUAUAACCUUUCGUUGUAAGAUGAAACUUAUUUCUCCCCUGAUCAAAGAUGAAUUCUUGGGCUGUUUUUUCCCCUUCCUUUUGUUUUUAUUUUGGUAAUUUUGUUGGAAUAAAUUCUUGGUAAGUUGUGAACAAGGAGCUUUGGUGCCUGAGAAUACCUGUGCAUUUUAUUCUCCCUGCAAGUGGAUCUGCUUGUCAAUGAGAAUACCAAGACAUCUUUCCAAAUGUAAUCUUUUGAUUUGUACCAGUUUUCAUUUUCGAGUCAUUUGUAUUUUUGACAGUCUUGAAAGUAAGAUAUCAGUUGAACAGACAUACAAAUGUAACCCCGCUUUAUAAAUCGUUUAUAAAAUGUGUUGAUUUGAGUAAGAAA